This is a messenger RNA of Eimeria mitis, 2220 nucleotides long. RefSeq lists its product as uncharacterized. The transcript is spliced from 8 exons. Lineage: Eukaryota; Apicomplexa; Conoidasida; Eucoccidiorida; Eimeriidae. Bases 1 to 2220 code for a protein of 739 amino acids. The record is from RefSeq and is a predicted model, not a curated record.
AUGGGUGACUGCACGAACUGGGCUCCGCACAAGGUUGCCACUGUGGCGAAGGUAGGGCAACGGUGGCGCUCUGUUCGGAGCAUGCUUCUUUCACUGUUUGCCUAUUUUGUGUUUCUUUUGGGGAGUUCAUGGCCUGCAGCCGGACCGCUCCUCGCGGGAGCAGCUGAUGUAUCGGUAGAAGGCGGCCCUGAAAGACUGACACCCACAGCAUCAGGGGCUUUGGCCCAUACACUGAAACUGUUAAAUCCUUCUUCACCAGCAGUGCGCGCCUUAAGGGCUAUCGAGGAACAGAGGAAUCAACAGGAACAGGACCCGAUACCUGUUUGCUCCCAGUCGAAGUAUCUCUGCCAAAUUUACACUUUGCACGGCGCUUUGCCGGAUCGCCAUCGCGUAGCUGACGCACAGAAUGACUGGCUCAGUAGAGCUUAUGGAGUGGCACAGCAAAGGUCAGCUCUUGGCUUUCGAUCCUCUCGUAGACGCCGGCGGCUAGCGAGCAUCCCCUUCAAGAUACCUGCGCAACUACAGCAGGAGAUGACCAACUCUCACAAGCGCAGCGGGAUACCUGGCGGAACGAGCUCAAGGACACCCGUUUUAGUUGAACGUCAGUCCAUAAGUAUCCCUAGCUUCACUCAGGUGCCCCAAUCGAGCGGGCGUGGGGGAGUCUUUCUUCCUCUACGGGUGCAAACCUUCUUUUCUGACUUUCCUCACUUGCUGGAGGGUAAUGUCUCACACAGUCUGAGCGUCCAGCGGCUGCAUGCAUUGGCGGCAAGAGAUGUAGCGGGGAGGCGCAUCGCUGCAUCAAGCGGUUCCUCACUUGAAGUACAAUCAAUCGAUAACUCCGUUCAUUCCAGCGACGGCAACAAUGCAGCCAAAGAGAGGCACAACACUGCCGAGCGGUUCAAAGACGUGCGUCGUUUCUUCCAAGUUGAAGUCGUACCCUCUGCCAUCUGGUGGCUUCAGCGGAUCGUUACUGUUGAUCGACUGCUUGGACCAUUGCUAAUCAAGCUUUCUGAUGAAAAGAACGAGAAGAGGCUUCGUAAUGCCGAUGAACCGGGGUCAACCGUUCUGUUUCACGCGCUAACACAAGUGUCGAUGCCGGCUACAGCAACUCCAGGAAUCCAAAGGGAUGGAGCGUUACACGCAACGGAAACUUCCCCAAUGAAAGAAAUGAAGCAGCACCCGCAACACCGUUUUUUUCUUACAACUCCUGGGGUAGUGAAUGCCAUUCAUCGUCACUGCGGCUACAGUGAUGUGCCUGGCUUGGAAGUCGCUCUAGAUAAGUCAGGCCCAAGCUUUUUCGGGCCAGUCUAUGGGCGUGAAGUACAGGAAGCCGGCUAUCGCCGGCGAGAAGAGCUUCCCACUGAGUGGCUGCUGGCUGCAAUGGAGGAUACAGGAUGGUAUUUGACUGAUGCCAUUUGGUCGACAGGAACUCCAGGUACAAAAUUAGAAGUACAAGGCAACUCCGGAUGCCGUUCCCGUGCUGACACCGUCAAUUUGCCUUCUCGGGCUUACAGCAAAAAGCAUAUGGAAGAAAUUCACCAUUCAUUUGGCGUCUCAGAAAGAGGGAAGCUCAAUGGGGGAGUGGCCCUCACAACAGCCGAAGCAUUGCAGAGGACUUUCGUGAACGACUCCGAAUACGAAUACUGCAUUUGCAAGCCUGGCACCUUUGGAAGGAACUGCGAAUAUGCUGACACAGAGCGGAACCGAGUGCGCUAUCCCAAUCGUUUUUCUUACGCUCCCAAUUCGAGCAUCACCGUCCUUAAGGGGAAGUUUUUUGCUAUUCCGGCCGUCGUAGACGGGCCGCACCAGCUUUACUUCAAGCCGGUUUCAAAGCUGCCUGCCGGCGUGGCGAUUGACUCGCGAACAGGUGCAAUAUUUGGGACCCCGGUUGCACCAACUAAAGGGUGCAUACCUCUGGCAAUAGAAGCACAGAUGCGGGAGAUGCCACAUGCAGCGGAACGCACUUUAAUCCGAAUAAACGUCGUUGAACACCUGUUGGUCCAAGGCAAGGCAAACGCCAAGACUGACAUCCUGCCAUUUAACGAAGGCCCACAACGUGCCUCCGUAGCAUCGCUACAUCAUGAGGAUAACGGUCAACCGCAUAUACACGAAACAGGCAAUGCGGGCUUCACUGACUUGGAUAUAGGGAAUCCAAGGGACUGUGAGCGUUAUGUGGACGGCGACAUGCGAGAACAAUCUGAAGCUCGCAACGCUGUCUGA